Molecule: messenger RNA, 504 nt
Organism: Salvia hispanica
Lineage: Eukaryota; Viridiplantae; Streptophyta; Magnoliopsida; Lamiales; Lamiaceae
Source: RefSeq, a predicted model, not a curated record
AUGAAGCGUGAUCCCGAUCAAUACAUGCCGAUCGCGACCCUGACGCGCAUCAUGCGUCGCGUCCUCCCUGACCAUGCAAAGGUCGCGGACGACGCCAAGGAGACGAUCCAAGAAUGCGUCUCGGAGUUCAUCUCCUUCAUCACCAACGAAGCCAACGAGCGAUGCCACCGCGAGUACCGCCGCACGGUCACCCCAAACGACGUCGUUGCAGCCAUGGAGGGACUCGGCCUCAGCAACUACGUCGAGCCCCUCACUGUCUUCAUAAACAAACACCGCGCCCAACAAGACUGCUGCCCCCCGCCACGCCCGGCCACGCACCAGCCGCAGCCGCCGCCUCCUCAAAUGGCUCGCUUGCCCGCGGGGGAUGGCUAUGUGCCCUCGCCGCCUGCUGUUGACGUUGCCAACUAUUUGGAGAUAUCGCAGAUGAGGGAUUACUUUGUGGGGCUGUAUCGCGGCGGCGGUGGCGGCGGUGGAGGAGGAGACCAGUUUGAUCCUUUUAAAUGA